Molecule: messenger RNA, 4548 nt
Organism: Symbiodinium sp. CCMP2592
Lineage: Eukaryota; Dinophyceae; Suessiales; Symbiodiniaceae
Source: the annotation of a GenBank genome assembly
AUGGCUUUAAUUGACAGUGAGGCUUCGCUCAAACAAAGGUGCCUGCCCGUGGAGGGGGAUGACUCCCUUUUCGAGUCUCUAAAGGCCAAUGGAGUGAAGACGCUGCGUCAGUUGGCAUUUGCACUGGGGAGCCCACAAACUCCACCGUCCGAUGAUUCUCUGAAGGACCUUGCGGCUAAGGUUUACAAGUGUGCCGAGGGUACUCAGCCUACGAUCGGACAAAUUGCAAAUGUUCGCAUGCUUAUCUUCGAGGCCUCUACACUUGUAGUGGCACAGUUGCGAGCACAGGCGACGGCGGAUGAUUCCGAUCUUGCAGGUCGCAAGCUGCCGCAUGUUGAAAAGCAAGCGCGUUUGACCUCGCAGAAGGCCCGACUUCCCGGGCUGCUGAUAGAGGGAGAGCUGCAGCCCAGCUACGCGCUGGUAGAUGCUUGUGCCCUGAUGUCAGAGUCGAACAGCAUUACUUGGAUCAGCCCCUCGCGUUGCACUAAGCGUGAUGCUGAGGUGCAACAGCUAGGGAAAGAGAAAACCUCUUUGGUACAAAUUGAGGCAGGCACCUUGAAGGUCAGUUCGAGCAGCAAGUUGCCUGAUGCUGAUACAACCACUGCCUUGCAGCUUCUGUAUUGCUUCCAGAGGCGAGGGUUGGCGUUGGAUCAGUGCAGCCUCAUCGGCUGGUCGGACCAUGAGUGGUACGUACAGAGCCUUAUGUCCUAUCUUCAUGGAGAGCCGGUGUCAGGAGCCAGGCCCGCGAUCGCCCAGGUCAUUCGGGCAGACCGGGAGGCUUGGACACUGAUGAGCCGUGAGAUCGAGGGACCAAUUGGGGUGAAGGAUGCGGCUGGCGAGCUGGUGAUGGCGGCUGCUUUGAGGCGGUUGGCCAAAGACCCUCGCGUAGUCGUUCAUCUUGUUACGGCUCCGCAGCCGCAGAAAGUCGCUCCACCGCCUUCCAUCCCUACCGGCUCGGCUGCUGCUGCAGCCUUGGCUGAGAAGGAUACCAAGAAGAAGAAGCGCAAGCGUCUUACCGGCCUUGUACCGGAGUCUUUGAAGGGAUGUGUCACCAAGAUCAAGGUUGAGGAGACUCCCGCUGCCUCGAGUGAAGCUUCGCGAGCCUCGAGUGAUGUGGAGUCUCUCGCCGCGUCAAUUUUGCAAACGCCUGCUCCUUUCGAUAAAUCUUCGCUGUCGCAGCUGAUUGAGCUGCUGCCGAUGCAAAGCCCCCCACGGGGGAGUGUUGGACGCUCCUUCGCUGCCGGGGCGUAUGCAAAAGGGGGUCUGUAUGGCCUUCACUCAAAUACCAAUCUUUUUCCAAAUGUGUGCGCUGUCUUUGCAGCGCAAAUCCGGAGUUUGGCUCCGGGCGAGUGCUUUACAAGCUUUGUUAUUCUAGAUGACUGUUCCGCCGAGGUGCAUCGCGAUUCCAACAAUGACGACUCCCACUGCAACAUCCUGCUGAAGUUGUCCGAGUUUCAGGGCGGGGCCGUUUGGGUAGAGGGUGAUGGUGACAUUGAGGUGACUGAUCCAAAGGGACGUGUCUUGAAGGGUCAUGAGUUGUCUUGGGAAAACAACAAAAUCACUUUGGAUGCGAGGAACUUGUAUCAUGCUACACUCCCCUGGACGGGGCGACGACUGGUGCUGGUAGGAUACCACGUCAGGGACUUCCAAAGACUGCCGUGUGACGAUCGCCAGAGGCUGAUUGACAUCGGCUUUCAGUGCCCAUCGAAAUCCGCGCCUUCCCCCCAUAGGACCCUUGGGUUUAGUUCCCCCUCUUCGGGUGUUGUUAGCGAGAGGUCCAGAAGCCCGGUGAAUGCCGAUUCUCAGGCAAAUGUAGGCCAUGUCGGGGACUACCUUUUCCUUGAAGUAAAUGGUCGCACUGCCGAUCUGCAUCGUGCUGCCCGAGCUGCAGGCCUGCGACAUAUACUGUGCAGUGCGCCCCCAUCUUUCGUGCAUGGGGUCAGGUGUCUACCACUUGACUUGGGCCACGACUUGGAGAGCUUCCAAAAACUUGUCGCGGCCGAGAAAAAGCGACUCGCUCUUGUCUGGUGCGAGCUGCCGUCUCAACCGUGCUCCUCUUGGGCAGCAAAUCUUUGCGCCUUGGGUGAGCUUGCCGCCAGUCUUGAAAUUCCCUUUGUCAUAGCGGGUUCUCCAAAAUCGCAAUUUUGGGAUGAUCCAUUCGUCCUUCAGCUGAUUCAAAGUUUCCCUUUGCAGUUGCACCGAUGUGACCUGUGUUGUCAUGGUGACGGCCGCCCUCGGCCUUACCAAAUGGCCACUGCACAAGGGGAUUGGUCAGCCUUGGCCCUCAAGUGCUCGGGCUUGCAUGCACACGCACCGUGGGUGCCGCGAAAGACUGGAGAUCCGCCUCCAGGUUUGCCCAGUCUUUUCUGUCAACGUGUCAUCGCUAAGGCUAAGGCCAAAGCUGCCCUUCUCCAGUCAGGAGUUCGUGAGUUUGGCACGGUUUCUCAAACUCGAGAGUCCGAUUCAACCUUCGAUGGCAGGUUGGCGUUGAACGCCUUGCCGCGCGGCCGACGCAACCCUGCUUUAGUGCAAGAGUUUGUAUCCUUCAAGUUCGUGGCUGUGCCUGCUGACCCGCCGUCGGCCGAUGAAUCUUUGCUUGCUGGACUGCCUAAAGGAGCUCGGGUCUUGUCUCGCCUGACCUUUGACGGGGGCUACGAAGAGGCUUGUAAGACCUUGAGCAUAUCCUCCGGUGAAGUUUCCAUUGCAGAUGGCAAAUCAGAACUGCUUGAAGGUGAGUUGAUUAGGAUUGGCCUGCCUUCCGAACCCAACGCCUUCGUGCAAAGAGCAGUGCAAGCCGGCCACCCUAGGGACGGAAGUGCACAUGUCUCGAAGCUUGUCGUAAAUGCAAUCAAAGCGAACUUCAGCGACCCGCCGGCGCAAACUGUCACCUCUCGUGCUGCUGCUCUUAAACAUUGGACUGCACGAGCCAAGCAAUUAGAGCAUAAAGAGGAGGAGUUACACCGGAGUUUGCCGGGGCACCUUCGUUGUCUGCUGGAGGGCAAACGGUUGCUCUUGUGGCAAGAAAUGCACGAAGCAGCUGGAUCUCCAGAUGACCAGCUAAUCACCCACAUGUGUGAUGGAUUUAAGUUGUCUGGUUGGUUAUCGCAGGGUCUGAAUCAGUCGACGAUUGCGAAAAUGCGUGUCCGGCAGGAUGAAGACUUGGAAAAGGCAACUUGGCAGGAAACUGAGAAGGAACUGCAAAAGGGUUGGAUUUUUGCUGACACAAAAAGUUGCAUAGAGCUUUGCGCUCUGGCCCGCAGAUUUGGAAUCAGACAGCUUGACAAAGUGCGUGUCAUAGACGAUGCCAGCAUUUGUGGCAUCAACGCUACCGUUGGCUUGAAGUAUGGUUUCCAAAUGCAUUCCAUUGAUAGAUAUGCUGCGUGGAUCUCCAAGGCGCUACGCAUCAAUGAGGGCAGACUGCCUGCCUGCAAAGGAGAGGCGGAGCCCAUGAUUAUGGGAGCAAACUCCUUACCGUUCGGUGCGGUGGGAAGUGUUGCUGCUUUCCUCCGUAUCUCGUUGAGCAUCUGGCUGAUAGGAGUGAGGCUGUUCAGUAUCUUCUGGACCGCUUUUUUCGAUGACUACGGAGUCACGACUCGCGAUGAGCUUGUUGCCAACACAGACUCUUGCAUAUGUGCCAUUUUUGAUCUUCUUGGAGUUGAAUUUGCUCGGGAGGGCAAAAAGGCACCACCGUUCUCACGAGACUUUAAACUGCUUGGAGUCAGAGUCGAUUUGAAUGAUGCACCUCGGGGGAUUGUGCGAAUCGGCAACACUGCCGAGCGUCGCGAAGAACUGAACGUGUUCAUCGAAGACAUCUUGCAAGCCAAUUGUCUCGACCUUAAGACCGCUGAAAGGCUCCGAGGCAGGUUGGUGUUUUUCGAGGGGUUUGUUUUCGGGCGAAUGUCGAAUUCGGCCAUCCGAACUGUGGAUCGAGCGGCCAGGGCGGGACUCACUUCGAAGAGGCUGCCCGAGGAUGUUAGAAAGAGCCUCGUUGUCAUUCGCGAGAGGCUGAGGGUGGCUGAGCCUGUGACCAUCGCUACCAAAAACCAUCACUCUUGGCUUAUCUUCACAGAUGGAGCCUGCGAAGGCGAGAAGAAGCUAGGAUCCAUUGGAGGAGUGAUCGUGGGCUUGAGUGGCCAUCCGAUAUCCUUCUUCAGUGAGCAAGUCCCACAGGAUAUCAUGAAGAUCUUGUUGAGCAACUCGCAGAAUCCCAUUUUCGAACUUGAACUUCUGCCGGUCCUAGUUGCUUAUAGGCUCUGGGGCCAGUGGUGCAGAUUUUCUCAAGCCGUUUUUUACUUGGAUAAUGAAGGUGCUCGCCAUUCGAUAAUAGCCGCGGGAGGAGGCGCCGAUCUCGCUCGUGUGAUUAUCGAUGGCAUCCUCUCGAAGGAAACUUCCCUUCAAAUCCACGCAUGGUACGCCCGUGUACCUACGCAUAGCAACAUUGCAGACUCCCCGAGCAGAGGUGAGUACGAAGGUCUCUUGAACAUUGGAUGCUCAAGGCUUCGCGUCGACUGGGAUGCGGUGGCACGGCAGUGUUUUCCAUUGGGGUGA